AUGAUGUCCGUGUUUUCAACGGCAAUAAUUCCAUUGGCUGCUCAACUCGGACUGCCAUUCCUUCUGGUUUUCAGGUUUAUACAGGGACUGGGCUAUGCAGCUGAUUUCGCGGCAAUAGGAAUUCUCUGCGUACGGUGGGCUCCGCUAUCACAAACAAGCCUAUUCAUCAGCAUUCUUACCUGCUUCACACCAGUCUCAACGGUCAUCACAAAUCCACUGUCUGGUUGGGCAAGUUUCAAAUUCCAAUCUGAUUCUGAAUUUUUUUUAGGAUUUCAAUUAUUUGAAGAUGAGUUUUUUUGCCUGAUAUCUUCAAACUUUCGAGAAUCAAAGCUUUGA
This is a messenger RNA of Cooperia oncophora, 336 nucleotides long. NCBI's taxonomy places the organism in Eukaryota, Metazoa, Nematoda, Chromadorea, Rhabditida, Trichostrongylidae. The record is from the annotation of a GenBank genome assembly.